AAUCAGAGAUCAUUCGUUUUACUUUUUUUUUUUCACCCUAGAGAGUGAUAGUUUGCUUGUAAUUAUGUUUGGAUUUGCUGAUUUACAGGGAAAUCAACAGAACUCUGAACAGGAGAAAGCUCAGGAUGAUGCAAAGAGGGAGGCUGAGGAACGGAGACAGAUGAUGCUUAGUCAGAUAUUGUCUGCUGAAGCGCGAGAAAGGCUUGCUCGAAUAGCUUUGGUGAAACCUGAGAAAGCAAGGGGUGUUGAAGAUUUUAUAUUGAGAGCUGCUCAGAUGGGUCAGAUAACUGAAAAGAUUGGUGAAGUUCUAGUUGUACCAUUUAUUUGUUCGAAGUUAGAACAUCAAUAAAGGUCCUCAAUCUAUAAUUGCAUGCUAUGCAUUCACGUGACGGCUUUCUAUUAGGAUUUAUGAAAAAGUUGGUGACAUAUCCUCAAAUAGUCUAAUAUAGUUUUUCAAUAUUAGAGGUUUAGUGUUCUCAUCUUCAUGUGUAACUUGCAUGGAAUAUCAGUGUUGCAUAAUAGUCACUUUGCUAAGUAUAAUAAGUGUAUAAAGGGAUGACCAAUACAAGAGGAUCCCACUUGGUGGGGUUUGGUGAGGGGUAGAUGCUUGCCCCUGCAAAUGGAGAGGCUGUUUUCGAGAUCUGAACCCUGUUUCCAAGGCUCACCUGGCUAGAAGUUAGAAUUUAUUUGACAGUUCCAAUUGUGUUGUUAUGUGCAUUAUCUGUGGGAUGAUGGUUUUGCCUUUGGUAGUUGCGGCUAGUAAUGUUAAUCUUCUAUUUCCCUUUGAAUAAUGAAAGCAAAUAAAUCCCUUUCAAAAAGUGGGAGUGAGAAAUACCAGGUGAAAAUUUUUGCUUAUAUACGGCGAGUUCCAUUGGAACGUUAAAGUAAUUUUUCAUAUGAUGCAUUAUUGUAUCAAAUAUGAGUUCAUCUACCAUGCCUCUAAUCU
This is a messenger RNA of Glycine soja, 946 nucleotides long. RefSeq names its product DNA-binding protein DDB_G0278111-like. Gene Ontology annotation, cellular component: nucleus; cytosol. The transcript is spliced from 4 exons. Bases 65 to 349 code for a protein of 94 amino acids. NCBI's taxonomy places the organism in Eukaryota, Viridiplantae, Streptophyta, Magnoliopsida, Fabales, Fabaceae. Gene Ontology annotation, molecular function: DNA binding. The record is from RefSeq and is a predicted model, not a curated record.